GGCCAAACCCGCCCUCGCGUAUAAGCCCCUUCUCGGCUCUCUCUCUCUCCAUCUCUCUCCUCUCUUUCUCUCUCGCUCCCUUCCUCCCUGUAACUGAACAGUGAAAAUUCACUGGAUCCGCUAACAGGCACAGAUGUCAUGUGAAAACGCACAUGCUCUGCCAUCCACACCGCCUUUCUUCCUUUUCUGUUUCCUUUCCCCCCCCCCCACCCCUUGCUCCUUCUCCUUCUUCUUUGUAACUAACAAAACCACCACCAACUCCUCCUCCUGCUGCUGCUUCUGCCCUUCCUCCUCCUCCUCAGUCCAAGUGAUCACAAAAGAAAUCUUCUAAGCCGGAGGCGGUGGCAUUUUUAAAAAGCAAGCACAUUAGAGAGAAAGAAAAAAGAAAAACAAAAGCAAAACAAAACCCGGGCACCAGCCAGACAGCACCUUUUUUUUUUUUUUUUUUUCCCACCCUUCCUGAAAACAAACAACCAAACAACCAUCAAAACAGUCAUCACCACCAUCAUCAAAACUGUUAACAUAGCGGCGGCGGCGGCGGCGGCGGCAAACGUCACCCUCCGGCCACGGCGUCCGCCUAAAGGGAUGGUUUUCUCGGCGGAGCAGCUCUUUGCCGACCACCUUCUUCACUCGUGCUGAGCAGGAUUUUUGGGCUCUCCGGGGUUCGGGCUGGGAGCAGCUUCAUGACUACGCGGAGCGGGAGAGCGGCCACACCAUGCGAGCACAAAUUGAAGUGAUACCAUGCAAAAUUUGUGGCGAUAAGUCCUCCGGGAUCCACUACGGAGUCAUCACGUGUGAAGGCUGCAAGGGAUUCUUUAGGAGGAGCCAGCAAAACAAUGCCUCUUACUCCUGCCCAAGGCAGAGAAACUGUUUAAUUGAUAGAACCAACAGAAACCGUUGCCAACACUGCCGACUGCAGAAGUGUCUUGCCCUAGGAAUGUCAAGAGAUGCUGUGAAGUUCGGGAGGAUGUCCAAGAAGCAGAGGGACAGCCUGUAUGCUGAGGUGCAGAAGCACCAGCAGCGGCUGCAGGAGCAGCGGCAGCAGCAGAGCGGGGAGGCCGAGGCGCUGGCCAGGGUGUACGGCGGCGGCAUCAGCAACGGCCUCGGCGGCCUCCACGGCGAGGCCGGAGGCACCUAUGCCAACGGACACGUCAUCGACCUGCCCAAGUCCGAGGGUUAUUACAACGUGGAUUCCGGCCAACCGUCCCCUGAUCAGUCAGGACUUGACAUGACUGGAAUCAAACAGAUAAAGCAAGAACCUAUCUAUGACCUCACAUCCGUCCCCAACUUGUUUACCUAUAGCUCUUUCAACAACGGGCAGCUAGCGCCCGGGAUAACGAUGGGUGAGAUCGAUCGAAUUGCACAGAACAUCAUUAAGUCCCAUCUGGAGACAUGUCAGUACACCAUGGAGGAGCUACACCAGCUGGCAUGGCAGACACACACCUAUGAAGAAAUUAAAGCGUAUCAAAGCAAGUCCAGGGAAGCACUAUGGCAGCAAUGUGCCAUCCAGAUCACUCACGCCAUCCAGUAUGUGGUCGAGUUCGCAAAGCGGAUAACGGGCUUCAUGGAGCUCUGUCAGAAUGAUCAAAUUCUGCUUCUGAAGUCAGGUUGCUUGGAAGUGGUUUUAGUGAGAAUGUGCCGUGCCUUCAACCCAUUAAACAACACUGUUCUGUUUGAAGGAAAAUAUGGAGGAAUGCAGAUGUUCAAGGCCUUAGGUUCCGAUGACCUAGUGAAUGAAGCAUUUGACUUUGCAAAGAAUUUGUGUUCCUUGCAGCUGACUGAGGAGGAGAUUGCUUUGUUCUCAUCUGCUGUUCUGAUAUCUCCAGACCGAGCCUGGCUGAUAGAACCAAGGAAGGUCCAGAAGCUUCAGGAAAAAAUCUAUUUUGCACUUCAACAUGUGAUUCAGAAGAAUCACCUGGAUGAUGAGACCUUGGCAAAGUUAAUAGCCAAGAUCCCCACCAUCACGGCGGUCUGCAACUUGCAUGGGGAGAAGCUGCAGGUAUUCAAACAAUCACAUCCAGACAUAGUGAAUACACUCUUUCCUCCAUUAUACAAGGAACUCUUUAAUCCCGACUGUGCCACCGUCUGCAAAUGAAGGCGACCAGAGGACUGUCUCCUAGUCGGGAAAGGCAUCACCGUUAAGACAAAAGCAAUGUGUUCAUGAAGACUUAAGAAAAAAAAAAUGUCUACUGCAACAUUAGGAAUGUCCUGCACUUAAUAGAAUUAUUUUUCACCGCUACAGUUUGAAGAAUGUAAAUAUGCACCUGAGUGGGGCUCUUUUAUUUGUUUGUUUGUUUUUGAAAUGACCAUAAAUAUACAAAUAGAGGACACUGGGUGUUAUCUUUUUUUUUAAUUUUAUUUUAUUCGGGUAUGUUUUGGGAGACAACUGUUUAUAGAAUUUUAUUGUAGAUAUAUACGAGAACAGAGCGGUACUUUACAUGAUUACUUUCUCCUGUUAAUUGUUCAAAUAUAAUUUAAGAAAAUCCCACUUGAUAGGCUUACCUAUUUCUAUGUUUUUAGAUAGUUGAUGCAUGUGUAAAUUUGUAGCUGUCUUGGAAAGCACUGUGCAUGUAUGUAAUAAGUAUAUAAUAUCUGAGAAUAUUAUAUAUGACUAUUACGUAUACCUGCACAUGCACUGUGGCUUAAAAUACCAUACCCACUAGCGAAGGAGGUUCAGUCAGGCUCUCUUAUAUUAUUUCCCUUCUGUGUUAUAUGUUACCUUUACGUUAGACAAUCAGGAUUUUGUGUUCCCAGCCAGACUUUACAACUAUCGUGUACAGCAGGAUGGUACCAAUUCAGAGAUAAGUCUAUAAAGGAGUAUAUAUAAUGCACGGCCUCUGUAUAAGAACUCUAUCUCUAUCAGUGACAACAAAGCCUUGUCAGGAUGGUAAAUAUUGGGGGGUGGGGGCGGGGAAGGAUUUGGAGCCAUUUUCCUGUUUUAAGAAUUAGGCCACAGAUAAUAUUUGAAGUCCAGGACUUUUUUUUUUUUUUUAACCAGCAAUCACUGUUUCCUAUUUUUCACCUAGACAGGCAAAAUACUUUUUUUUUUUUUUUUUGGCUUUCAGGCUGGGAAAGAAACUGAUUUUGGUGCUCCGCAGAGAAAUACAGACUAUAGGUCUGACCACCAGCAAUUUUUUCUAAUAAAAUUAGAGUCACAGAGGAACUCAGAACCCAGGGUCCGGAUGCCAUUUCAUGUAAAUGUGUUCUCUCUAACCUGUUUUGGUUUGGUUUGGGUUGUGGAGGGGCUUCUUGGUUUGUUGUUGUUGUUUGUUGUUGUUGUUGUUGCUGUUAGGGUUUUAUUUUGUUUUUGGCAAAGGAGAGGUAGAAAGAACACAUACAAAGUAAAGAAGUUGUUCUUUAUAUGCAUUCUCUUUGCUAAGUUUGUUAGAAAAAGCAGCAAUAAAGGGGGAGGCAGGAUUUUAUAUGUCCUUCUAAUGUGGGGCCUCUAAUUUCUCUCAACUCCAAAAUGCUGUACUGUAAACACAGAACUCCACAGAUAACAAAAACACAUCUGAGUUAUUCUGUAGAACUAAUACACCUCAAAGCCAAAACUAUUUCCUAUGCAGUUUAAAACUGCAUCUGCAUCAUCCGUCUAGCCUGGGCUUUUUUUUUUUUUUUUUUUUUUUUUUUUUAAGCAACUUGUACAAAGUACAGAAUGCAGGAGGCAAGGUGAGGCUUACUGAAUUCUGACUUCCUAGGACAAGUCUCCUCUCUCCCCCUGCUCUCCAAGCAAACAGAGUACUGGGAAAGCAUAAACCCCAAGCAGCCUGUUCUGCCUACAGUCUGGAGGCCCUAUGCCUUUGAUCUUAGCUGAUCCCAGACGAGAGCUUUUAAAAAGGAAGCUAGAGCUGAGUUUUGUGCAAAAGACAGUGGAAUUCACCAUCUCCUGUAGGCACAGCCCAGCCACCAGCUCACGAGGUGCUGCCCUUUCCUCCUUAGCAAACACACACACACACAGACACACACGCAGGUGUGCACACCUGCUUCGUGAAGUUUCCAUCAGGGGAAAUUUUGAUUUCCCUUUCAUCUUUGAUGCUCUCCUGAAGUUACAUGGUCUUGAGAGCCAUCUCUGAGAGGCCACAGAACCCCUCCUUGAUGAUCAGUCGUUAGUGAUAGUCUUUUUUUCUAGAAAGCAGGGCCUUUGCCCACCUCAUGAUUGAUGAAUUCCAAGCCAGUGGGGAAAAACAAAAAGGCUUUAAAAUAAUGACUCUCCUUCUCAACUACUGUUAUAUUCAAUUAAUUUAACUACAUUGAACCAAAUUACCUUUGGUGUCUAAGAAGACAGCUGCAGACUGCAUAUUAUGCUGCUGCAGGGACUUGGUUGUUUCUGGUGUAAAUGUCACUCCUGCUAGCUCUUUGUAUAAAGAAUUAAUUCCAAGAGUCAUAUUUCCUUCUAAUGGAAAGAUUACUUUACUGAUUGCUAGGAAAACAGGGUAAUGGAAGGCGCUCAAUUAAACCAAGCCGUUUCCAAAUGCAAUGUAUGUUUUAUGAUUGGCUUGUGAUAGGCAAUGCUUAAUGUGUCUACUUGGGGUUUCCCUUUGAGCUUUGAACUUAUGUCAAACUUUGUUUUCAUUGUUCCGUUGGCCUAGUGUUUUCCAUUGUCGGCCUGUAAUUCCUGCUCCGUUGCAAAGGGAAUCAUUCGUUUCCUCCAAUUUACCUUAGAGGAUUUAAAUUGGCUCAAUUGAUGAAGUGGCUGAGAAUUUUUUCCUCCCUUGUCCCAUGGGUGAUGUAGGAAAAGGAUUGUUCCCCGCAUUUGCCUCAAGAGGUACUGGAUUUGAAUUUGUUUGUCGUUUCCACUAGUGCAAGCAUUUCACUGGGACGGCGUGAACCUUUUGAAGCGAGGGGACAGGAAACAGCUAGCGAUUGAACCAGAACAAAACAGUGGAAAACCAGUACAUGCUCAGCCCGCUUCAGUUGAGAAGAGAGAUUUCCAUUUUGCGCCCCAGUUGCCAAAUCUGUCCCUGAAAAGAGAACCAGGUCAUAUUUUCAGUGGUAACAAAUGCCUUUAAAAGCUGCCUUUUGAACAUCUUCUGUGACUACAUCCCAAGGUAUUUUGAAAUUUGGUUGAGAACAACUUUCUUUACCACACACAAUCUUUGUCCCUUCCCUACGAAGACUCACAAGUAUCCACAACACCUUCAGGCACUGGAUGAAAGAACCCAUGAUCUGUACUCUUCACUUCAUGCUUCGUAAAUGACAAUCACUGCUUGAUGCAGAUGUUGCACUGUAGCCACUCAGGGAUGUUUCAUUUAAAAAAAAAAAAAAAAAAGUACAUCAAGAAGGAGGGAAAAUAAAACAGGAAAAUGACAACAAAAUGUAAAUGGCAUAAAUUAAAUAUGCCAAUGAGAGAACCUCUCUGACAAGGCUUUCAGAACAAUAAGCAGUAACUUCCUGUUGUUAACUGUGUGGACCUGCUAGAAAGUUGCACACGAAUAAGGACAAGUUAGUCUCAUUUUCUAAAAGCUGCUAAGAGCCAAAUAAUCCAGCUGCCCUAUUAAUAGGAAUAUGUGUCUCCCGAGCAAACCCAAGCUUCCUAUACAAGUCCUGAACAAGGAAAAUACAGAAAUCUAAGUGGUGUUAGCUGAAUCUGACAACUUAGGUAAAGCUGCGUGAAUUCAAAUUCCAGUGUUUCUAUGAUCUAUAAAAAGGGAAGGCAAAUUUUGGAGGGAAUAUAGGAGAAGAAGGAAUUCUAAAUCUGGCUUAAGAUGCCACACAUACUACCGUCCAUGAUCUGGGUCAUCUUUGUAUCCUUUAUUUUGUGGCUCUUUUUUUUCUCCAGAGCCUGAAAGUCCAGGGUAGAGAUGUACUCUACAAACAUACCUUUUCUGGAUUUGCCUUGUUUGAAUAUAGUCUUCAGCGCUCUGGAAUAAGGACCACUGUGUAGGUAUAAACAGUGAAUCUAGUGGUCUCUUGGAUAAUUUGACUUCUUGGGCAGAAUCUGUGACACCUUAAAUCACAGUGAACUCUGGACAUUAGCAAGAGGUGCCAGGGAGACAAUAGUCCAUUUCCUAUCGUAGCUGCCUUGUUCGACACAUAACGUCACAGCAGUCAAGUUAAAUUGUUUGUAGAAAGCCAUGCACAUGGCUAGUCAACUCACGCUCACUCUCUACAAUCCCAUGUGUACCAGGCUUGAAUGCAAAAGCAAUUCUUCUGUCCCAAGGACAACCUAAAACUUAACCAGCCUUUUUUUUCCCCAAAAAACAUCAGUCAGAUGUAAAUGAUGUCAGUUUUGUUGCACGUUGUUUCCAUUUAUUACAGAGGCAAGGACAAAUUCUACUGCUAUUGGAAAUUAGAAGAAUUUCUGACUCUCUUUUUCUCUGUAAACUUUUGCUUCCCAUGAAGUCACUACAGUUGGCAGUAAACUCAGGCAAGGAUGCCUGUGUCCUGACAGAGCCACCUUUCAAUAGCACAGCAAUAACUUGAAAGUAUGCAUCUGUAGUGAAACUUUGCACAAAGUCCCCUGUAUAAAGAAGACGAAAAGUCCACUAUCUGCUUUAGAUAAAGUGGCAUUUAAUAUUUUUCUUUCCAACUGCUAAUAAAAGCAGCAGCCUGGUAUAGGAAACCAUGUGGGUCUUUAGAUGGAGUUGCCAACCUGUCUUUGGAGGGGCAGCUGGGGGCAGGGCAGGGGAGGGCACAGGGCUCAGGACCAGAGGUACGUGUUCAUUUAAAGCAGGAGCUAAAAAGUGAAAAGCCUAAAGAGCCAGGGAGUUGAUGCAAAUGAGGGAAAGCAGCCCAGUGGCCAGCUGGCAAGGAAAUGCCCCAUGGGUAAAGGGACUUCCGAGAGUGAACUAAAGCACAAGUUUUGCUCAAGCUUCUGAAUCUUACAACAUCUCUCUAGUUUAAGUGAUGUCCGUUGAUUCAGAGCUCAGGGCCGACCCAACCAACACGUCUCCGAGCAGAAGAGGGUCUGCAGUUUGCAACCUCUGGUUUCAGGCAGAGUUGAAUGUAGGGGCCCGUUUCCUGGAGCAAGUGUGGCCAGACAGGACUCCGCAUGAGUCAGAGUGGGGCGCGGGUGGGGGCCAAGCUCUUGCCCACUGAUCCUGCAUUUCUUUUCCUUACCUGACCAUCACUGCCAGAGGACAUAGCAAGAGUUGGGUUGAAAAAUAACCAGCAGUCUAAAAAUGCAAGCGAUUCAAUUUAACGAUGGCUUAGAAGAGACGCUUCUAUUUGUCUUGCCCAAAUUCCUAGCCUCAUAGAGCCAGGUGGCUGGCUUUCUGGCCACUUUUUUUUUUCUAAACACCAAACACACAAUUUUUACACUUUUGAGUCCCUGAUGCGUCUCUUUAAAUGUGUGGUGGCUUCGAUAUCUGUGACAAGUUUUGAUUUUCCCUUAGCAGUAUCUGCAGAACCUAUUCCGUAGUCAUGAUCACAUAGUCCUCCACGUUCUCAAGUGCGGGACCUGGGAUUCCUAUGCAGCAGAUGGAGGUUGUGUGUUUGUGCACUUUUUGCCUAAGCUGCUGAAAAUCCUCCGAAGUGAAUUGGCCAUAGUGAUCUUUGCCUCCUGCAUGACUGUAAGCACGACCUCCAGUGGAUCAGAAAAAGCAGCUCAGUGAUUGUUCUCAUGGCCAAAACUAAAGCACAAGGUGACCGGCAUUGAAUAGACCCAGUUGAGGGAGGCGCAGGGUGUCCACCCCCAGCUGGGCGGCACGAUCCUUCUAUUAAAACCAGACUCCUCUGGCGGUGGCUGGAGGGGGGCAUCUCCAUGCCUCCAUCGCGACCACACACAGACACACAUAAGGUAUGUCUGAAAAGCUCCAGAUCGCACAUCCAAGCACAGUACUGUCUGCUUCAUCUAAGGAACACACACACACACACACACACACACACACGAGUGCAAACUACACCCACAGAAAACUGCAUAUGUAUUGUAGAAAUGUAGAGGAAAAAUAAAAAUAUUUUUUCAAAUGUAAUUACUUUUAAUAUAUGCUUGUGGAAGGUCUAAUACAAUGUAUGCUGUCUCUGUAAUUUUUGCUGUAAAUAACUGGAGACAGUGGAUACACUGAUUUUUCUAUGUCUCUGUUUAAGCUUAAGACUUUGUAACAAUUUUUUUAGAGGGGGAAAAACCAACAAAGAGCAAAUAUGUACUUGCUUCCUUUCUGCGUGUUGUGCGUGUUACGUACUUCUCAGAAACUGGUUGUUAACAGUUUAAGCAUCUUGACGGGUCAUUGGUGUUAAGUGUACGCUUCUUUUUGUAAUACAGCUGAGAAAGGGACAGGGCUGUCAAUUAAAUCUGCUCCAAAGAAUUUGUAUGGAAGAUUGGCCUAAGACCUGCAAACGCUAUCUGAACUAGACAAUGUGAGAAAAGAAAGCUUAAAAAAAAAAAAAAAAAAA
This is a messenger RNA of Canis lupus familiaris (dog), 8331 nucleotides long. It is a transcript of the gene RORB, whose product is annotated as RAR related orphan receptor B. Gene Ontology annotation, biological process: regulation of transcription by RNA polymerase II. Gene Ontology annotation, molecular function: zinc ion binding; nuclear receptor activity; RNA polymerase II cis-regulatory region sequence-specific DNA binding. Lineage: Eukaryota; Metazoa; Chordata; Mammalia; Carnivora; Canidae. The record is from RefSeq and is a predicted model, not a curated record. The coding region runs from base 716 to 2095 and encodes 459 amino acids. Gene Ontology annotation, cellular component: nucleus. The transcript has 10 exons.